Linum tenue is the source of this 3287-nucleotide messenger RNA. Lineage: Eukaryota; Viridiplantae; Streptophyta; Magnoliopsida; Malpighiales; Linaceae. The record is from the annotation of a GenBank genome assembly.
CAGCGUCGCAGUCGCAGAAACUAAAAACCCCCUCCAACCCCAUCCGUUCUCUAUUUUUUCCUGCGUUUUGGCGUCACUGAAUGCAAACGGAAAUAGCACGAAUGGAAACACAAAACUGAUUUGCAGAAACAAGAGAAGAGGGCAAAACCACCAGCUCGAAGCUUCUCCAACCUCGAGAAGCCGAACCCGUAGCUACAGCCAAGAGCUCACAGUGCGCCGCAUUCUGUACUCAGCUUCUGAGAAGACGUAAAUCAAGUAUGGGUGACAGUGAGACAGCAGUUGCCUCUGAGUCCUCUACAGUUACUGAAUAUGCCUCUGCUGGUUAUAGCAAUGCGAUUCCGAACCUUAGUGCUUUCGCUUCUGAAACUGGUGAAGGAGGCUAUGGAGCUCCUGCAGCUGCAGCAGAAACGGGUUACAGUAUGCCAACUGGUGUGAGUGCAGCAGCUGAUGGAAGUGGUGAAGGGAAACCUCUAGCAUCAGUUGAGAAUGGCAGUUCUGCAGAUGAUAUGGGUGCUGAAGCUACUAAGCAACAGUCACUGGAUGGUUCUGUUCCUGCAACAUCACCGGAAGAGGAUCGGUUGUGGAACAUUGUCAAGGCUAAUUCCUUGGAUUUUGAUGCAUGGACUGCAUUGAUAGAUGAAACAGAGAAGGUUGCAUGGGACAAGAUACUAAAAAUAAGAAGAGUGUAUGAUGCUUUUUUGGCUGAAUUUCCAUUGUGUUAUGGUUAUUGGAAAAAGUAUGCUGAUCAUGAGGCACGGCUUGGUGACAUGGACAAAGUAUUGGAGGUGUACGAGAGGGCUGUUGUUGGGGUGACAUAUUCAGUGGAUAUUUGGUUGCAUUAUUGCACAUUCGCCAUAAGUACAUAUGGUGAUCCAGAGACUAUUAGAAGGCUUUUUGAACGAGGGUUAACAUAUGUUGGAACAGAUUAUUUGUCUUCUCCUCUCUGGGACAAAUAUAUUGAAUAUGAGGAAAUGCAUUCGGAGUGGGCCCGGGUUGCUUCAAUAUACACCAGAAUAUUGGAGAUCCCGAAUAGAAGUCUGGACAAUUAUUUUAACAGAUUUAAGGAAUUGGUUGGAAGUCGACCUCUUUCGGAAUUAAGAUCUGCAGAGGAAACUCCGGUUCCUCCGUCUGGUCUUUCGGAGAAUGGUGGCCAAGCAAGUGAAGGAGAUGUUCAUACUGUUGAGCCAGAAGACUCUGUUAAACCUGUAACUGCUGGAUUAACAGAAGCUGAGUCGGAGAAGUACAUCGCGCUUAGAGAAGAGAUGUAUAAGAAAGCUAAGGAGUUCGAUUCUAAGAUCUCUGACUUUGAAAAUGCUAUCAGGAGGCCCUACUUUCACGUGCGGCCUCUCAAUGCUGCAGAGCUUGAAAAUUGGCAUAAUUAUUUGGAUUUCAUGGAAGGACAAGAUGAUCUGAACAAGCUACGUAGUAUCGGCUGCUUCUUAUGCUUUAUUGGCUAAACCAUUGGAUGAAGCAACUUUUUAAACGGGAAAUUGAACUGAGGCUAAAGCCUGGGGCCUUCGUUUUGGUUUCUAUAAGGCUAAGUACUUCAAACCCUCACAUUUGUUGGUGGACAUUCUAGGUUCAUGUAUGCGUUAAAAUUAUUAUUUUUCUUAAAACACAUAUGUUAUGAAUGCAGGUAUCUUCUUGUCUCCUUAACAAUGUAUCUCAGCAUGGAGGGUCCCUCCUUUGGUACUUGAGGGGCCUUUCUCUUUCUUCUGUUCCCCGAUGGAGUAUUUCUUAUGCAUAACUCUUUUGUGCUUUGAUCCUUUCUGUACCGUGUUUAUGCAUACAAGUUCCAUGGUUUAUGAUGUUUGGAUGUUUAUGCUUCAGGUUGUCAAAUUAUAUGAAAGAUGCCUAAUUGCCUGUGCAAAUUAUCCCGAGUAUUGGACCCGCUAUGUCUUGUGCAUGGAAGCCUGUGGAAGUAUGGAUAUUGCCGAUAACGCUCUUGUUCGUGCUACUCAAGUAUUUGUAAAGAGACAACCCGAUAUUCAUCUAUUUGCUGCCCGAUUUAAAGAGCAGAAUGCCGAUAUACCUGGCGCUCGGGCAGCAUACGAACGAGUGCACACUGAGAUUGCGCCUGGCCUUUUAGAAGCUAUCAUUAAGCAUGCAAACAUGGAACAUCGGCUGGGAAACCUUGAAACUUCAUUCUCUUUAUAUGAACAGGCCAUCAGCAUUGAAAAAGGGAAAGAGCAGUCCCAGGUGCUGCCAAUGUUGUAUGCACAGUACUCACGAUUUGUGUAUUUGGCUUCUGGAAAUGCGGAGAAAGCAAGGGAAAUUCUAGCUACAGCCCUGGAUCAUGUCCAAUUUUCCAAACCCCUGCUUGAGGCGCUUAUACAUCUGGAGUCAAUUAUGUCCCUUCCAAAACGAAUUGACUACUUAGAUUCAUUGGUGGAUAAGUUAAUUGCACCGAGUUCUGAUAGUACUGCAAGUGCUGCGGAGAGGGAAGAGCUAUCAUGCAUCUUCCUAGAGUUCUUAAGUGUAUUUGGGGAUGUACAAUCAAUCAAGAAAGCUGAAGACCGUCAUGCUAAGCUCUUCUUGCCCCAUAGGAGCAAAUCGGUGUUAAAAAAACGUCUGGCCGAGGAUUACUUAUCCUCGGAUAAGAGCAAAGUGGCAAAAUCUUACACCGAUUCUGCUUCACCUGCGCAAUCUGUGAUGGGUGGAUACCCAAAUGCACAGCAGACCCAGUGGCCAGCUGGUUAUGGUGUACAACCUCAAGGUUGGCCUCCAGCUAACCAAGCACAGCCACAGGUUCAACAGUGGGGUCCAGGCUACACUCAACAACCUGCCUAUGGUGCAUAUGGAGGGGCGACGUAUGGAGGCAGCUACACGGCUCCACAGGUGCCCGCAGCUGUUGCACCCACUGCUGCAUACGGUGCUUAUCCUCCUACCUAUCCUCCACAGCAGCCGCCGCAAGCAGCAGCAGCCACUGCCUUUCCCCAGCAGAGCUAUGCUCAACCGGCCGCGGCAGCAGCAGCACCGGUUCAGCAGCCAGCUGCAGUUCCACAACCCUAUUAUGCGAGUUACUACUGAAAAGCUGUUGUCGUUGAAUUUGAUGUAACAGUGCAUUCGGCUGGGGUGGAAGGGAGUUUUUGAACUGGGGACUGGGGGGGAGUGUAGCACAGAUACAGAAAUAGAUGAGACCUAGGAGAGGCGAGAGAUGACCAAAUCUCAUAUAUCUAGUUGCAGAGUAAGAGUUCGUAGUUGGUACAAUGUCACAUGUGUCUUGAAUUUCUCUCUUUUGAAAAAAGCUCGGCCUCGUUUUGUUAAUGUCACUGUGCUUUGUAUUU